Molecule: messenger RNA, 1207 nt
Organism: Symbiodinium pilosum
Lineage: Eukaryota; Dinophyceae; Suessiales; Symbiodiniaceae
Source: the annotation of a GenBank genome assembly
GCAGUGGUACACGCAACAGUUUUUCAGCCCCCUUCUUUGCGAUGGACCCUCGGUGCAGACGCACGACGCCGACUUCUGGGUACUGGAUAAGGGGCAACGGCGGAGGCUGCGUGUUUUCGUCUACCCACUGGCGCGCAUUUUCAACGCAGACCUUCUGAACCGGCUGCAGCUGGGGGGCUGGACAUCUGGCAGUGAGUGUGACUAUGGGCUGACAGCGUGCACUGAGGCCCGCUGGAACAGCUUGUUCUCGGUGUAUCGUCAGUUUGCCACAGAGGUCCUCGUGCUGCUAAAAUUCCUGGCGGCGCCGGAAGGGGUCCUAACAGAGGAUCCCUCAGAAGCCGACCUCUUUGUGGUUCCUUACCUGGCAAAGACUGAUUGCGCUGAGAGCGGCAAUGCAGGGCGUGAUCCCUGUUGGGGAAAAUGCCGGUGUUCAACCGCAGUGAAAUAUCUCUUCGAGUCGCUUCCACAUUACUCCUGGAGGACCAGAGCUCGUCACCUUUUUCUCGCUACCGGGGACAUCAAGGACCUUCCCGUGGAGAUCCAGGGUCAGCCAUUAGUCCUGUCGCUGGGGGCAUCCUUCUGUGGAGGCCAUAUCGUAGUGCCCAGUCCGAAUUUAGAUCCAGACUUGCAGCCUAACGGGAAGCUGGAGCAGAAGGAAGCCCUCGGCCGUGCCCCAGCACGGCAUGUGUUUGCUUACUGGUUCGGAUCAAAUGACAAGAAGUGGCGAAGGGCAGUGGUGGGCCAACUUCUGCAGUACCAGCAGCUGCAAGGGACUGAGAAGGUUGUAGUCCACGACAUCGGCAGCAACUACGAGGCCCGUGACAUUUGGCAAACGACUGCAGACUCGCCGCAGAUGGUCCUGGAGGAGAUGAUGAGGUCAAUCUUUUGCCCCGUUGUGCAGGGCGACGUGCCUCACCAGAAGCGCUUAUUUGACGCUGUGCUCACUGGCUGCAUUCCAGUAGUGGUGGCUUUUCCUUCGCAUGUUCAAGGUCUGGUCAGUUGGUGGCUGCCCCAGGGCCCACCUGCCGAGCGCAUGGUCGCGACCUUAGCUGGUCUUGUCGAGCCUGAUUCGGCUUCAAAAGGCAUCAUGGGAAUCGUCUAUGCAUUUGCGUUGGGUCUCAGGAGGUACCGCAGGUUGCAGGCUUACACUGCAGAAUGCGAGGUAGUCUCUAGGCUUGAGAGGUUCUAUUUCGUUUUGUGGGGGUGA